Molossus molossus (Pallas's mastiff bat) is the source of this 2649-nucleotide messenger RNA. RefSeq names its product lysophospholipase 1 (gene LYPLA1). NCBI's taxonomy places the organism in Eukaryota, Metazoa, Chordata, Mammalia, Chiroptera, Molossidae. The transcript has 9 exons. Bases 87 to 779 code for a protein of 230 amino acids. Gene Ontology annotation, biological process: protein depalmitoylation. Gene Ontology annotation, cellular component: cytoplasm. Gene Ontology annotation, molecular function: carboxylic ester hydrolase activity; palmitoyl-(protein) hydrolase activity. The record is from RefSeq and is a predicted model, not a curated record.
UUGCCGCUCUCACGCCCUUGGGCCGGGCCGGGCGCCGGCUCUGCUUUCCGCUUCCGAGGCACGUUGUCCGUGGAGCCAGCCGGUGUAUGUGCGGCAAUAACAUGUCUGCCCCGCUUCCCGCCGUCGUGCCAGCCGCCCGGAAGGCUACCGCUGCGGUGAUUUUCCUUCAUGGAUUGGGAGAUACAGGGCACGGAUGGGCAGAAGCCUUUGCAGGUAUCAGAAGUUCACAUAUCAAAUAUAUCUGCCCUCAUGCACCAGUUAUGGGUGUAACAUUAAAUAUGAACAUGGCUAUGCCUUCUUGGUUUGACAUUAUUGGGCUUUCACCAGAUUCACAGGAAGAUGAACCUGGAAUUAAACAGGCAGCAGAAAAUGUAAAAGCUUUGAUAGAGCAAGAGGUGAAGAAUGGCAUUCCUUCAAACAGAAUUAUUUUGGGAGGAUUUUCUCAGGGAGGAGCUUUAUCUUUAUACACUGCUCUUACCACACAGCAGAAACUGGCAGGUGUCACUGCACUCAGUUGCUGGCUUCCGCUGCGGGCUUCAUUUCCACAGGGUCCUAUCAGUGGUGUUAAUAGAGACAUUUCUAUUCUUCAGUGCCAUGGAGAUUGUGACCCUUUAGUUCCCCUAAUGUUUGGUUCUCUUACUGCUGAAAAACUAAAAACAUUGGUAAAUCCAGCCAAUGUAACCUUCAAAACCUAUGAAGGCAUGAUGCAUAGUUCAUGUCAACAGGAAAUGAUGGAUAUCAAGCAAUUCAUCGAUAAACUCCUACCUCCAGUUGAUUGACAUCACUAAGGGGCCUUGUGUAGAAGUACACACCAGCAUCAUUGUAGUACAGUAUAAACCUUUUCCUGUGCCCAGUCUUGAAACUUAUAAUGUUUGCAGUGUUAAAAUGUUUUGCAAAUACACACCAAUGACACAGACUAAACAAUGAUCUCUUUAUGGGAAAUUUAUGAUCUUUUAAGUUUCAAUAAAUGUGUUUGUAUAAUAUGAUCCAGAAUAUACUAGCACUAAAACAGGUGAAGCAGUUAGCUUCUUUUUCCCAAAUGUAAUUCAGCAAAAUAAUAAAAUACUUCAACCAGAUUUUCUAUUACAUCAUUUGAAAAUUAUUAGUAUGCUUAAUGAAAACUUGUUCAGGUAUAAAUGAGCAGUUAAUGUUUAAACUAUUUAUGAAUGCUGUGACAGUCUAUGGAAUUAUCCCAAAAUUACUUAGUCACCAUGCAGUAUCUAUAUUUUUUAUAUAUGUAUUCAGAUAUACUUAAUGUUUAUAAUACAUAAAAAGAAUGAGGUGUUAUUACAUUAUUCCUAAUCAUAGGGAUAGUGCUUCUUAAGUGUCAAUAAAGAAUAAUAUUGCUCUCUUCAAUGAAUGGCCCUUUUAUUUUGGGGACCAGGCUUUUCUUUCCCUAUUACAAUUUCUUUAAAAUUAUAUUUAUUGAUUGAUUUUAGAGAGAGAAAGGGAAAAAGAGUGAAACAUCGAUGUGUUCCAUCAAUUAUGCAUUCACUGGUUGAUUCUUGUAUGUGCUCUGACUGGGGAUUGAACUUGCAACCUGAGCAUAUCGGGACAAUACUAACCAACUGAAGUAUACAGUCAGGGCACAAUUUCUUAAUAUCUGUUUUCCUCUCUAGAAAUGUAUUCUUUCUUUUUAUCCUUCAUGACAGACCAAAUAUUGCCUCCUUGCCAUAGACAUCUGCUGUCAAUACAUGAUGUAAUUUGACAUUCUGAAUCACAAACAUAGUGAUAUUUAAAAUGUAUUUAUACUUAUAUAAAGAAACUAAACAUCACUUCAAACUUCCUACAUUACUUGUUUUUUAAACUGUACCUCAGUCCACAGUUAGACCUAUAUAGUUAUUAGACUCUUCAGUCCAGGAAGGAAGUAAUUCUGUGGUUGUAUUUUUCUGUAAUUAACUCAAAGAAUUAUAAGGUCAUGUUCUAGUAUGUUCUGGAAUAUUGAAGAUUAAUCUUAAAAAUGAUAAUUUCUAAGAUGAUUUGCUCUAAGGUGAUUCUCCUUGUGGCAUAGAAUUUUAGUUUAUGUAUUUUGUACAUAUGUUUGAAAUCAGCUACUGUAGGAAAUGAACAAUUAGAAAAAUUUGCUUUACUUUUAUCUGCAUUGUUGACUUAUUUGAAAUUUUCACUUUAGAUGAUUAAAACUUGUGCAAACAUAAAAGUAGCAAUUAUUUGAUUUUAAGUAGUUGGAAUUUUUAGAUUAUUGUUUUUAAAACUAUUUGAAAACAAAUUCAUUGGCCAUAAAGGUUAGUUAGAACUCAAUACAUAUGGUAUAGUUACCACACAGUUUAAUAUGUAGCAAAAAUAUAUGCUUCCUAUUUUUGAACUGUUUAUUUUUCUUCUGUAUUCCAACUGACUAAAACAAUAUUAGGAGUGCAUCUUUAUAAAUGGGUGCUAAUUGAUAAUGAAAAUAAUUUAGUAAUGGACUAUAUAGAAUGUUAAUGAUGAAGCCAUAUGUUUAUGUCUGGAUAUAAACAUUUUAAACAAUCAUUUAAUAAGUCAUUUUUAUUUACCUUGAUGAAUAUAAACUUGUUUCAGUUAUACGAACCAGCAAGAUAUGAUUUAUGGCAAGAGAUAUUCCAUUCAAAUGUGCUGUAAUGUGGAAAAUGUAAAUCUUUUCCGUGGUUUCUAUCAAUGUGAAAUAAAUUUAAU